Physcomitrium patens is the source of this 5214-nucleotide messenger RNA. The record is from RefSeq and is a predicted model, not a curated record. Lineage: Eukaryota; Viridiplantae; Streptophyta; Bryopsida; Funariales; Funariaceae.
UCAGGGGACUGCCAUUUUCCAGUGUUCCAUUUGCAAGAACUUCAUUGCAGUGUGGUGACCUGCUACUCUUCAGCUGCAUCAGCAGCAGCAGCAUUGCCCCCAUACUUCCCUAAAUUGCUCGUAGCGGCCCUCAUUGCUAGGUUUUCCUAGAGCUCGGACUGUGCGCAGCAGCACGGAGACAAUGAAAAUGAGUUACGCAAUGUCCACUUGAGGGCUCUCUGAGAGUGCGUGCGUGCGUGCUUGUGUGUGUGUGUGUCUGCCUGCAUUGCGUUUUCAUUGGUCAUGAAGGCAGGAGAGCUACUACUGAGACGAAGAGUGGCAGCUGGUGCCCUGCGGAGCAGUGAAAGGUGUGGAGCUGUUCUUGUUUAGGAGCGGGUCUCCGGCGAGGCGACUUCUUGCUUGGCCGGGGACCACGUCUUCGACCAGUCCAGCGGGAUCUUGGCAAGCAGCUUCCUGUGUUUGUUUUGUUACUUCAUUCUCUGAAAAUGCUGACAUUUUCCAUCACGAUCCCUACCUGAGUAAAUGUACAACAAUAUUUCAAGGCAAGAGACCGUUCUCUGACUAAAGGCGCUUUCACGAAUUUCAAUUGGAGAAUCUGUCAAGGACGGUUAUUCGGGCAGCUUCUACUCUCGGGGAACACUGAAAAAAGACACUGAGCUUUGUCAUUUUACUUUCAGCAUGUCCAGGAGGGACGAGGACGACGUGGAUAGAGAUAGCGUCCCGAAACAGAGACAGCUAGAAGACAAUGAGCAGCACUUCUUGACCGAUUUCCCGUCGGAGGGUUCUAAGUUACAAUGUGUCGAGCUUGAACAAAUCAAAUCUCCCAGACAGAUUAAGAACAUGGAGGCGCCAAAGAAUAAAAAGGAGGAGCCUCCAAGUGUUCCAUACUACAAGCUGUACUCCUUUGCAGAUUCUUACGAUGUAUUUCUCAUCUUUCUUGGGACCCUAGGUGCGUGCGUGCACGGUGUUGCCAUUCCAGUGUUCUUCAUUUUCUUUGGCAGACUCAUCAAUGCCUUUGGAGAGUACGCCGAUGACCCCGAAACCAUGAGUACAGAAGUUUCUAAGAACGCUCUGUACUUUCUUUUCCUAGCGAUUGUGGUCCUCAUAGCAGCUUGGCUUGAGGUCGCGUGCUGGAUGCAUACUGGAGAGCGCCAGUCCGCAAGAAUGAGGGUGGCAUAUCUCAAGGCUAUGCUUGCCCAAGAUGUGGGGUUUUUCGACACUGAUGCCACCACGGGGGAAACUGUCAGUCGGAUUUCCAGCGACACGUUGUUGGUGCAAGAUGCAAUUAGUGAGAAGGCAGGUAAUUAUGUGCACUAUAUGGCCAGGUUUAUUUCGGGAUUUGCAGUGGGCUUCACGUCAGUGUGGCAGCUUACACUUGUCACUGUUGCUGUGGUGCCUCUAAUUGCGAUCGCUGGAGGUUCCUACGCUGUUGUUAUGAUUGGAUUGACAAGCCGAAGUCAGAAGGCAUACUCUAAAGCUGGAGAAAUUGCCGAGGAGGCCAUUUCUCAAAUUCGUACGGUGUACUCAUUUGUGGGCGAGAAGAAGGCUGUUAAGAAGUAUUCAAAUGCCUUAGAAACAACCCUACAACUUGGGAAAAAGGGGGGCCUUGCCAAGGGGUUGGGCGUCGGAUGCACGUAUGGGCUGCUUUUUGGAGCAUGGGCUUUACUUCUCUGGUAUGCUCACAUACUUGUGCUCCAUAACGUAACCAACGGCGGGGAAGCCUUCACGACCAUUCUGAAUGUUAUCAUAAGUGGAAUUGCCUUGGGUCAAGCAGCGCCAAAUUUGACGACAUUUGGAAAAGGGAAAGCAGCAGGAUACAAUAUACUGUCAAUGAUUGCAAAGAAACCCCUUGUAAAUCGAAACAGGGACGGAUCAAUCCUUUGCCAAGUUCGAGGGCAGAUUCAGUUAAAAAAUGUGGCUUUCAGUUACCCUUCAAGACCUGACGUUCAAAUCUUCCAAAACUUGUGUCUCACCAUCCCGGCUGGGAAGUCUGCAGCUUUGGUUGGUGGAUCAGGAUCGGGAAAGAGUACCGUCAUUGCUCUUAUCGAACGGUUUUAUGAUCCAUCUUCAGGUGAGGUCCUGCUGGAUGGUUUUAAUAUCAAGAAUUUAGAGCUACAAUGGCUCCGUGAGCAGAUUGGUUUGGUUAAUCAAGAGCCUGCCCUUUUUGCUACCAGCAUUUUAGAGAACAUUUUGUACGGUAAAGACGGGGCCACAAUCCAAGAAAUUCAAGAUGCUGCUAAGGCGGCCAAUGCCCAUGCCUUCAUUGAUAGUCUGCCAAACGGUUACGACACCCAGGUUGGAGAGAAAGGAGUUCAGUUAUCCGGCGGACAAAAACAGCGAGUUGCGAUAGCUCGUGCCAUGCUUAAAAAUCCGAGCAUUCUACUUCUUGAUGAAGCGACGAGUGCUCUUGAUUCCGGAUCUGAGUCGAUUGUUCAAGAAGCGCUCGACCGGCUCAUGCUUGGACGUACGACAGUUGUUGUUGCACACAGAUUAUCGACAAUAAAGAACGCUGACAUGAUUGCUGUGCUUCAGCAAGGUGUGGUGGUAGAGACAGGCACUCAUGGAGAAUUGCUUUCACAAGAUGGAGCAUAUGCGCAACUUGUGAAAAUGCAAGAAGCAACUGGACAAAGCAAGAUGCCUGAAGCAUCGUCAGACCAGGACCAGGUCGAAACAGCAAGAAUUUCAACGCAGAGGAGGCAUUCGAGGGGCAGUUCUCUCUCACAACGGCUGAGUCAACGUUGGAGUCUGCGACUUAGUGAUAGUUUCCGACUGGGAGGUAGCUUUCGUCAAGUCACUGAUCCUGAAACCGAGUCUUGGCUUGGUGAGGAUAACGAGGCUUCUCUUGUUCUUCCGAAGCCUCACCCAGCUCCAUCUAUGUGGAGGUUAUUGAAAAUAAAUGCCCCAGAAUGGCCAUAUGCCGUUCUUGGGUCACUUGGUGCCAUAAUGACUGGGUGCGAGACUCCUCUGUUCGCUCUGGCUAUCAGUGAGAUGCUUGUCACAUUCUAUAAUCCUGACCGUGAUUAUGUCGAGCAUGAGGUCCGGAAAAUUUGCCUCAUCUUCUCUGCUGCAACUGUCGGAACUGUCGUUAUCUACGUAUUGCAGCAUUACUACUAUGGAUUGAUGGGAGAGAUCCUAACCAUGCGUGUGCGGAAGAUGUUAUUUUCAUCUAUUCUUACUCAGGAGGUGGGCUGGUUUGACGAGGAAAGUAAUAACAGUAACUUGGUGUCUGCACGCCUUUCUUCUGAUGCUACCUUAGUGAAGGCAGCUGUUGGAGACAGAAUGUCCACCAUCGUGCAGAAUUUUUCCCUCGUGGUUACAGCGUUCUGCAUUUCUUUCUAUCUUCAGUGGAAAGUGGCUGGAGUUGUCUUGCUAACUUUCCCUCUACUCGUUGGUGCAGCUGUUGGUGAGCAACUAUUUUUGAAAGGUUUUGGAGGUGAUCUUGGUAAAGCUUAUGGAAGAGCUAGUAUGGUGGCGGGAGAAGCAGUUGGGAACAUCCGUACAGUAGCGGCGUUCUGUGCAGAGGACAAAGUUUUGGACCUUUUCAUUCGCGAGCUUGACGAACCCAGGAAGCGAACAUUUCUUAGGGGCCAGCUAUCAGGCAUUGGCUACGGCUUGUCUCAGUUUUUUUUGUAUUCUUCAUACGGCUUGGCCUUGUGGUACUCGUCGGUGCUGGUCAAAUCUAGCAAGGCUCACUUUAGUGAAGUGUUGAAGGUCUUCAUGGUGCUGAUUAUCACUGCGUUUGGUGUUGCUGAGACCCUUGCAUUGGCACCUGAUAUAGUGAAGGGCUCUGCUGCUCUUGCCUCGGUUUUCGAGAUUUUAGACCGCAAAACAGCUAUAGAUCCCGACAGUCCCUUAGGAGAGGAAGUGACGAGAGUUCAGGGGGAGAUAGAACUAAAGCAUGUCAGCUUCGCCUAUCCACAACGACCUGACAUUCACAUUUUCACCAAUUUCGACUUGAAAGUUAAGAAGGGUAGGAGUUUGGCACUCGUGGGACAGAGCGGAUCAGGCAAGAGCUCGGUGAUUGCUUUGAUCCAGAGGUUUUAUGAUCCUCUCAGUGGAGCAGUCUUUGUAGAUGGCAUUGACAUACGAAAGAUGCGACUGAAAUCACUUCGUCGACACAUCGGACUUGUCUCUCAGGAGCCUUCUUUAUUUGCCUGUUCAAUCUAUGAGAACAUUCUUUAUGGUAAAGAGGGAGCGUCCGAGAGUGAGGUCAUUGAAGCAGCAAAAACUGCGAACGCACACAGCUUCAUAUCUGGGCUACCAAACGGAUACCAGACAGAGGUUGGUGAAAGGGGAAUGCAAUUGUCUGGUGGUCAAAAGCAGCGUGUGGCCAUUGCUCGAGCUGUCCUAAAGGAUCCCUCUAUUCUGCUUCUUGAUGAAGCCACAAGUGCUUUGGAUUCUCAAUCUGAGAAAUUAGUUCAGGAGGCCCUCGACAGAAUGAUGUAUCGGCGGACAACUGUGGUUAUUGCUCAUAGGCUUUCAACUAUUCGCAACGUGAACGCAAUAGCUGUCAUCAAAGCUGGUAAAGUCGUUGAGCAAGGCACUCAUUCGGCAUUGAUGGCAAAUGCCGAUGGAGCCUACACACAGCUUGUAAAAUUACAGCACCGGCAGACUGGUUCGGAUGCUACCGUCAACCUAUCAUAAGGAGUAAUCCAGUUGCUUGGAUUCCCGAUCAUAAGCAAAGGAUUCAACUUCUAUUGAUGUAGAAGUGCUGGUUUUGACGUGGUGGGGAAGUAGUGAUUCUCCCACUCAACCGCUGUGGUUAAGGCGAAUAAGUGAGCCAAGCACUGAUGCCCCAUAUCAUUCACCAGGUUUGAUACAGAUACCAUGGGCCGUAUUUGAGUAUACAAAGGAAUGUACACUUCAUAAGCCGGGUGCUCUGAAAUGACUAAAUGGUCAAUUACAGGCUUAGAAUACUUGUAGGCAUUCUAAUUCGAUCGGAGGUGACCAGGAGGUCAAUUUCAGACUUUCGAUUCACUGGAUCACACUUGGUUACAUAUUAUUCUUGUUGUAAAUUGUAAGAAUAGGAGUAGAGGGAAUUUCCUUGAAAGUAAGGCCCUAUUGGCCUGUCACAGCGGUUGGAAGGGUGUCUUCAGAAAUUGUUAAGCAAUAAGUGGGUUCCACUGGAAGAAAUUCCCCUUACUCCUUUUUAAUGAAUUUGAGGCGAAUGCCUUCGCUGACAUUGUUGUGGGAAAAUUUUCCUUUCGAUACGGA